UUUGUCUCCCUCUCCCUCCCUCCCUCUCUCCCUCCUCUCUCUCUCUCUCUCUCUCUCUCUCUCUCUCUCUCGGUAACGUACUUUCAGUUUCAGUCUGCAUUCCACUGGAAUUUACAAGCCAUAGAUAACAGACUUACAACCCCCAAAACCUGACCUUCGAGAUCCCCAACAGUCCCUCCGAGCUCCGGAGAGCCACGCGCUAGGCUUCCUCCGCUGUCCCGUCGCACCGCUAUAAGCAUUGCGGUUCUUGGUUCAAUAUGUCAGAGGCCUCCAAAGUCAUUCAUGUUCGCAAUGUCGGGCACGAGAUUUCUGAGAACGACCUGCUUCAGCUAUUUCAACCAUUUGGAGUAAUUACGAAGCUUGUGAUGCUUCGGGCAAAGAAUCAGGCCCUUAUCCAAAUGCAGGAUGUUGCUGCUGCCAUUAGUGCUCUGCAAUUUUACACUAAUGUUCAGCCAAGCAUUAGGGGUCGGAAUGUUUAUGUCCAAUUCUCAUCGCAUCAAGAGUUGACUACAAUGGAUCAAAAUUCUCAGGGGAGAGGAGAUGAGCCAAAUCGAAUUCUGUUGGUUACUAUCCAUCACAUGAUGUAUCCCAUCACAGUGGAGGUACUCCAUCAAGUCUUCUCUCCAUAUGGAUUUGUCGAGAAGAUUGUCACCUUCCAAAAGUCAGCUGGCUUUCAAUCCCUUAUCCAAUUUCAGGGACGUCAGAGUGCUAUUAAUGCUAGAACUUCUCUUCAGGGACGUAAUAUUUAUGAUGGCUGUUGCCAAUUGGACAUUCAAUUUUCAAACCUUGAUGAGCUACAAGUGAACUACAAUAAUGAUAGAUCAAGGGAUUUUACGAAUCCUAAUCUGCCUUCUGAACAGAAAGGCGGUAGAUCAUCACAGCCCAGCUAUGGGGAUGCAGGAGGCAUGUAUGCCCUUCAAGCCGGUGGGGGUCGUGCAGUUGCAUAUCCACAGAUGGCUAAUGCCGCUGCCAUUGCAGCUGCCUUUGGAGGAGGUUUGCCUCCUGGAAUAAGUGGAACAAAUGAUAGGUGUACAGUCCUUGUGUCUAACCUAAAUCCCGAUAGAGUAGAUGAGGAUAAACUUUUCAACCUCUUCUCUCUAUAUGGAAACAUUGUGAGAAUUAAGCUUCUCCGAAACAAACCAGACCAUGCACUUGUUCAGAUGGGCGAUGGGUUCCAGGCUGAGCUAGCAGUGCAUUUCUUGAAGGGUGCCAUGCUCUUCGGGAAGAGACUGGAGGUCAACUUUUCAAAGCACCCAAAUAUUACUCAAGGUGCUGACACGCACGAGUACGUGAACUCGAACCUCAACCGGUUCAAUCGCAAUGCCGCAAAGAAUUACCGAUACUGCUGCUCCCCAACGAAGAUGAUCCACCUCUCAACCCUCCCUCAGGACAUCACCGAAGAGGAGAUUGCGGCCCACCUCGAAGAGCAUGGGAAUAUUGUGAACACCAAGCUCUUUGAGAUGAAUGGGAAGAAGCAAGCCCUGGUGCUGUUUGAUACUGAGGAGCAAGCCACAGAAGCACUCGUCUGUAAGCACGCGACCUCCCUUGCCGGGUCAAUAAUCCGAAUCUCCUUCUCCCAGGUGCAGGCUAUCUAAGAAAAACAUUCUCCAGUAUAAAAGAGGAAAAAAAUAACCCCCAAAAAAAAAAAGGACCUGGUAAAUCUCUUUGUGGCUUGCGUGAUGGAAGUAUUAUUAUUUCGGUGUCGGUAACUUCUACUCGACAAAAAGGAUUGUUAUGUGGGUGGCUGAGUCCGUCUUUCUUUCUUACUAAGUUGACUUGUGUUGUAGAUUUAACUGCUCUCUUAGCUGGGGAUGAUACUCUCUUUGAAACUUCCUCCUUGUCUCUCUGUCUUAUGCUUGAUUGGUGCUUGUAGCAGUAAAUUCUUAUAGGCUCUUCUGUUUUCGGGUUUCUCAUUGUUUUUGAGGUUGUGUUGGUUUGCAGCUUAGGCUUCAAUUUUGAAGAUAAAUAGGGAGGGAGAGAGGAAUAGUAUUUUGCCCUUUUUUCCUUAUUGAAGAGCUAAUUUCAGUGCCCUUUUUUGUUUGUAAUAUUAUUGUAAUUCAGUCAGUCAGGCCAAUUGUUUUUUUCCUCCUCUGUAAUAUCAAAUAAAGACUUGCCUUGUGUCUUCUUCA
Molecule: messenger RNA, 2129 nt
Organism: Punica granatum (pomegranate)
Lineage: Eukaryota; Viridiplantae; Streptophyta; Magnoliopsida; Myrtales; Lythraceae
Source: RefSeq, a predicted model, not a curated record